AGGCCACGCCCCAAAAGUGGGUUGAUUUUUCAGAGCGGUCACGUUGCGUUGCGGCAUUGAAACGGGAGGCUGUCGACAGAAGUACAUCCUUUGCAUCACUCAUCGCCUAAGCAGGUCUCUUUGAGCUUCAGACAUCAUGACGCACCAGUACCCCGCUCUCACGACCGAGCAGAAGAAAGAGCUGCAGGACAUCGCUCAGCGAAUCGUAGCUCCCGGAAAGGGCAUCCUGGCUGCAGAUGAAUCCACAGGUAGCAUGGCUAAGCGUCUGAACCCCAUUGGUGUUGAGAACACAGAGGAGAACCGUCGUCUGUAUCGCCAGCUCCUCUUCUCAGCUGACGAGCGCAUUGACAAGUGCAUCGGCGGUGUCAUCUUCUUUCACGAGACCCUGUAUCAGAACGCCGAUGAUGGCACCAACUUCGCCAAAAUGAUUAAGGACAGGGGCAUUGUUGUGGGCAUCAAGGUUGACAAGGGUGUCGUCCCUCUGGCGGGAACAAAUGGCGAGACCACAACACAGGGGCUCGAUGGCCUGUCAGAACGCUGUGCUCAGUAUAAGAAAGAUGGUGCAGACUUCGCCAAGUGGCGCUCUGUGCUGAAAAUCAGCGAGACCACACCCUCAGAGUUAGCCAUCAUGGAGAACGCCAAUGUCCUGGCCCGCUACGCCAGCAUCUGCCAGCAGAAUGGCAUUGUGCCCAUUGUGGAGCCUGAGAUUUUGCCAGAUGGCGACCAUGACUUGAAGCGCUGCCAGUAUGUUACAGAAAAGGUCCUUGCUGCCUGUUACAAAGCCCUGUCUGACCAUCACGUUUAUCUGGAGGGUACUCUUCUGAAACCCAACAUGGUGACCGCUGGACACUCCUGCCCUACCAAAUACAGCAAUCAAGAGAUUGCCAUGGCAACAGUGACAGCGCUGCGCCGCACUGUUCCCCCCGCAGUAACAGGUGUGACCUUCCUCUCUGGAGGCCAGAGUGAGGAAGAGGCCUCUGUUAACCUGAACGCCAUCAACAACUGCCCUCUGAACAAACCCUGGGCCCUCACCUUCUCUUACGGACGUGCCCUGCAGGCUUCUGCCCUUAACGCCUGGCGUGGAGCCAAAGAAAAUGAGAAGGCGGCCACAGAGGAGUUUAUCAAACGUGCUGUGGUUAAUGGUUUGGCUGCUCAGGGCAAGUACGUCUCCAGUGGAACUGGUGGAGCGGCGGGACAGUCCCUUUACGUGGCCAACCAUGCCUACUGAACAACCUGUAUUGCAACGUUCCAGCUUCCGCCAGCCAAUAGUAUAGUGCACAGCUGCUACCCGUCUUGUCACCGACCAAUCACAGGCCUGCGCUGUCUUCUGUACUUUAGGGUUGUCAUUGCAAUGUCUCAUAUUGUAACUAUUUAAAAUGUAUUAAACUUUAGAAAAGCGAGAUAAAGAAAGUAACGCAGGAGAUUAAAAAUAUUAUUUUUUAAAAGUUCUGGGGAUGAUUUCAUGCUAUGAUUAAAGAGACAGUAUUUUUGUGCACCUGUAGCUGGUUUUAAAUUAUGUAUGAACAUGUGAUUCAGCCUUUUUUCCAACAUCAUUCCAAAUUCAGGCACCAGCCGCUCUAGUUGACUCUUCACAUUCCUUUUCAGUGCAGCAUGGACUCAUAAUAAAGACUUUGUGUCUUGUGUGGAUGACAUGGUGCUGGAGUGCGAGUCAUUGAAUGCCAUCAGGGUUGGUUUAUUAUGUAGGAAAGAAACAGAGUAAUAUAUACAGAAUUGCUCAGUAGUCUUGUAUUAAACACUGGCAGCAUGACAGCAAGGUUAAUGUGAUUAGCUCCACCAGACAUUCAGAAAUAUUAUUUUGUGUUGUGUUCACAUUUAAUAGUAAUGCAUUGUCUGGGCUGUGUGCAUACUGUUCAAAAGAUUUAAUAUAAAAUACUAACAAUAUUAGUUUGAAAACAUGGGAUUUAUUUUGAAAUUGUGCUCUGUUGUAAUUGUGUGCUUGACUGUACCAAGCUGUUCCUCUCCUCCCCUUAUUUGUGACACAGUGCUAAAUGAAUAAUAUGAUUUUAUUGGCGUAAACGGCGGGGCGGACUGCUCUGUUGACAAAAAAUGUGAUAUUGUGACGUGAUAUUGUUCUUUAAGCACUUUGUGUGUCAAAUAGUAACAACUAAAAUAAAAUAAUUAAAAACCUCAGAA
Molecule: messenger RNA, 2154 nt
Organism: Triplophysa rosa
Lineage: Eukaryota; Metazoa; Chordata; Actinopteri; Cypriniformes; Nemacheilidae
Gene: aldocb
Product: aldolase C, fructose-bisphosphate, b
Exons: 9
Coding region: 137-1228 (363 amino acids)
Biological process (GO): glycolytic process; fructose 1,6-bisphosphate metabolic process
Cellular component (GO): cytosol
Molecular function (GO): fructose-bisphosphate aldolase activity
Source: RefSeq, a predicted model, not a curated record